UGGAUUAAGUACUGGCUCCUACCUGCCGAACCUCGCACCUUGGAAGUUACCUAAUUCAAGCACCAAAUUACAACCAAGACUAGAAGUUUCAGCUACAAAUUCAAACUGCAAACUUGCCAACUACAACUAAUUUUUAAUCCAUGACCGAAAAAAACGAAAUAUAAACGAACGCCGCUCGCUACGAGUUCUAAAAUACGUUAGCAAACAAUGGACAAGCUCCCGCCGGAGAUCCUUCUCCACAUCCUCGAAUUUACCGUCGUAGCGCUAUACGGCUGCAAGAAUCAGCUUCUCAAGCUGCGCACCACCUGCAAGGUGUUCGAUGAAGUCCUGAAGCCAUAUGCUCUCCGGACACUUCAAUUGGAAUUUACACGCCUCGAUCGUAUCGAGAGGAGGCUUAAACCACCCGACUACAAUGCGUUGCGCCGAAUAGGCCCUCUUUGCCAGGCGCUGUACCUUGACAUGAUGGUGGUGAGAGACGACAGUGAAGUAGGAUUCUUGGGUAGUAUGUUUGCUCAGAUCCCCGCCAUGGACUCUUUCGUUUCUCGUCUACGAAAUACCUACUGCUUGAACGAGUGCUCCUUCACCGAGAUCGACUAUCGCCGCCAACUAGGCCUUCUUCUCGAACACGCUCCCAAUGUCACUGCCGUGAAGCUGAACCUACCCUUCCAAUUGGUGUCUACGGGCCCGUAUAGCGCAACCACGAUGUUACUAGGAAAUACCUUCGAGGCUCUGGCCCAGCGUCCCGAAGAAUCCGAAUCACUCAAGACUUUGGUGUUGGAGAACCUAACUGAUAGGUCCAUAGCAAGCCUAUGGAGAAACCCCCAGGACGUGAAAAAUAUCAUCAGCGCGUUCAAGGACCUCCAGCAUCUAUUCUUGUCCGUGCGGCGAAACGACGAGGAACGGGACCGCACUAUCAACUUCCGUAAUCGCCUGUGGGAGAUGGUCGGGAAGGCGGAGAAGCUUGAAAGUCUGUGUCUAGCCGACUUGGACGUGAAUGAGAGGCACUAUUGGGAUAUCAAGACCUCGUCGCAGCGAGACUCGCCGCUUGAGGACUGGCAGUUCAAGUCCAUACCCACAAUCCACAAGCCGCCUAAAUCGAUUCUACCGAAUCUCACUUACUUAGAACUGUGGCAGGUCGAAGUGAUGGGAUGCGGGCUUCUGUCGGUACUGAAGUGCUUCGGUGACUCCCUCAAAGAACUCUACUUAGACGGCGUUUACCUCAAGACCAUCUACAACCCCGAGGCGCCCCAGGAUACAAACAACACACUCUGGAUCGGCUUGCCCAACGUACGACCACCGCCCAAUCACAAAUGGAUAGCGACGUAUCUGCGCCAGAUUAAAGUCCAGCUCCGCGUCUGCCGCGUUGCCAACUUGGGAUACGACCAGUACGUGAUGAGCGAGAACCCGCUCAACAGCGCGGAAUACGACACCGUGGACCCGAGCGGCCUAAGACGUCCUAUCGAGCAGCGGUUCGUCGAAGUAGCCACGGGGAUCAAGCAGCCGGCAGCGCCGGACGGGUCUCCAAUAGCCUACUUCCCGGAGGAAGAGUCGCAGGAAGCCUGGGCGCUGGCCGAUCGGGAGCAGCCGGCGGGCGGGCUCCGGUUCGAGGACUGGAACAUCAAGCACUACAUGGCGACGCGGUACAGCCCGACAUCGGCCUGGCAGCGGUCCAUCGACGGCCUGUUCCCCAACUGCAACCAGUUCACGCUUAACGCGCUAAACAGCUUUGCGGAUAGCGCCUGCACCGGCAUGACGCUGCUCAAGCAGUUGCGCGACCACGAGACCGAGUCGUCCAUCUCCGUAUAAGAACUGGAAACGUAAGCCGACAGAACCGUAUAGUUAAUUGUUUACUUUCUCUUUCCAGAGCCUCGUUUUAUUCUCUAUGGGUUUAAGAAGUUGCAAGUAUUGCUUUGGUUGAGGACUUACCAGAUGUCGUUAUAGCCUUCUUAUCCGAUGCUUUUUUCCCUUUUCCUUUUGCUUUUCUUUUUCUUUUCACUCUAUGAUUUUUUUAUGUUUCGGUGUUGAUUACCUCAGGUAUCUACCUAGACCUAGGAGGUUUAUAACGGCGGUGGAGACCCGUUAUCAUAUUAAUUCAUAUUAAUAAUAACCCGGGGGGGAAAGAGUCAAUUAUUAGUGACGCUGACCGUGCAUGCGUCGAGGUUUAAUGCGCGGAACUUGGAACAGGAACAGGAUGGACUGACUACUAGGUCUCCUUUGUACUUAAUAUGAUACCACAAAUGCGGAGGAUGUUUACUUAAUAAUACCUAGGUUAGGGGGUAACGGGAUUAUUAAUGGCUUGAUAAGAAGUCCCCGGAAUAUAAAAGAUUUCAUUUUUUCCUGUUUUACAUUUCG
Molecule: messenger RNA, 2352 nt
Organism: Daldinia caldariorum
Lineage: Eukaryota; Fungi; Ascomycota; Sordariomycetes; Xylariales; Hypoxylaceae
Exons: 2
Coding region: 208-1806 (532 amino acids)
Source: RefSeq, a predicted model, not a curated record